Bathycoccus prasinos is the source of this 267-nucleotide messenger RNA. Its product is annotated as Translocase of outer mitochondrial membrane complex, subunit TOM22 (ISS). Gene Ontology annotation, biological process: intracellular protein transport. The transcript has a single exon. Gene Ontology annotation, cellular component: mitochondrial outer membrane. Bases 1 to 267 code for a protein of 88 amino acids. The record is from RefSeq and is a predicted model, not a curated record. Lineage: Eukaryota; Viridiplantae; Chlorophyta; Mamiellophyceae; Mamiellales; Bathycoccaceae.
AUGGAUAUCGUUCCAGGCACGGCGGAUUCGUUUUCAUCGAAAGCGUCCAAAAAGUCCAAAACUCGAGACUGGGAAAAGACGAAAGAGCACUGCAUUCGUUGGGCAUUUUCGACCGGGCAAGCGGCGUGGACGUUUGGAACUACGUUUUUAGUCUUGGUCGUGCCAUUAAUCGUGCAAUUGCAUCGAGAGGAACAGAUGAUGGAGAUGGAGAAAGAACAAAUGGGAGUGUUGGCGGAUCAGCAACAACAGCAGCAGCAACAAUUAUAA